Saccostrea echinata is the source of this 1804-nucleotide messenger RNA. RefSeq names its product nucleoporin p58/p45-like. The transcript is spliced from 16 exons. Gene Ontology annotation, molecular function: structural constituent of nuclear pore. Gene Ontology annotation, cellular component: nuclear pore. Gene Ontology annotation, biological process: nucleocytoplasmic transport. Bases 20 to 1633 code for a protein of 537 amino acids. Lineage: Eukaryota; Metazoa; Mollusca; Bivalvia; Ostreida; Ostreidae. The record is from RefSeq and is a predicted model, not a curated record.
CGCGGAACGAAAUAAAACGAUGUUUGGUGCUUCAGGUGCUAAAUCAUCUGGGUUCUCAUUCGGAGCAACGCCAGUCACAUCAGCAGGAACAGGUGGAUUUACUUUUGGGACACCCUCUACACAGGCUAGCCAAAAUGUGACAUUUGGUGGUACUGGACAGACCCCCGCCACCAGCGGAACCACACCUUUCAACUUUGGAAGCACUCCAUCAUCCACAGGUGGCUUUAAGUUGGGAGGAACAACACCAGCCUUCCCUUCUACAAAAACAACCACACCCUCAACAGCAGGUUUUACAUUGGGAGGAGCAACAACACAGCCUGCAGGGUUUAAACUGGGAGCAGCUGCUACUUCCACCCCUGCAUUUCCUGGAUCCACCACCACUGCUAGCACGGCUCCUACAGUGGGCUUUGCUCUACCUAUACCCAGUACAUCAGCCGGAUUGGGAGGGGGACUUACUGGGGGGAUACGACCUACACUCACCAGUACAUCAUCCACUGCUGGAGGAUUCCCAAGCUUCAGCAAUCCCUCGUUGACCAAACCCACAGGUUUACUAGGAGCCACCACCGCCACAGGCAGUAUAUUUGGGACCCCGGCUACCACAUCACAGACUGUGGGCUUAGGAGGGGUGGAUCCAAAAACUUCAACAGCUACAUCUGGUGGAUUAACAGUAGACCCUAAAGCAGGAGAUGGGAAAACUUUGAAGAAGAGUCAAAUUCCUCCAGAAAUUAUGAAGACAGUAGAAGAUUUCAAGACUUAUGUGAAGGAGGAGAAGACGGAACAGGAGGGGAUUUCCCGGAUGUCAUCUAAACCGAUGUACAAAGUCCAGCAGGACGUGGCGUCCCUCAAACAGCUCUUGUCUAUCGUGUCUAACGGACUCCAGAGGAAUGCGUGUGCUGUGGAGAAACUAAAGAGGGAAAUGACUCAAGAACUGAAGAAUGCAGAAAUGGCACAAAGAACAAAGGACAUCCCUGCUGGACUCCAGUAUGAGAACACGGCUCCUACAGAAUAUUUCCAGCAACUGGUGGAGGAUUUUGAGACCCAGAUGUUGACCUACAGGCAGCAGAUAGAGACCCUGGAGGGACAUCUUCAUUCUAUCAGUCAACCCAGUAUAUUGUCACCUGAAGAGCUGAUUGAUCUAUUGAGAAAGCUACAUGAAGCAUUCAUUGCUCUAGCAGCUCAGCUACAUCAGGUCCAUGAAGCGGUGAAGACCCAGAAGGAGCACUAUUUAAACUACAGAAAAAUAUUCCUUCACGACACAAAAAACAUUUUUGAACGAGAGAAGAAGCCAGUGAAAGCUAAGGUCGUCGUGGAUCACUUUGGUCCUAGUCCUUUCUCUGGCCUCUCUAAUGCUGCCGCUGUUGCCAUGGCGUCUGCCCUAACAAAGUCUCAGCAGCCAGCCAGUGCCCCUCCCGUAGCGAGACUGGGGGCCCUAGGACAGACAACGGGAGGGUUUGGUUCUACAGGACUGUUUGGAGCUACUACUACCACAGCCCCCACAUUUGGAUUCGGUUUAGGAGCCACAACUACAACAGCGGGAUUUGGAGGGUUUGGUUCCACCACCACCACCACCACUACAAGUUCAGGUUUCAGCUUCACUGGCUUGAACACCGCCACAGUUCGUCCAUUAGGUUAGUGGUGGUUUUGGGACCCCUACUACCACAACACCAUCACUGUUCGGAACUCCUCAGACAGGACAAACCACUCCAGCAUUUGGGUCUCCUCAGCUGUUUCCCUCUGGGGGAGGUGAACAACCGUUCCAGCUGAAUAAGCCACCAGGAACCAAAAGGAACAAACGAUAGAUAAC